Messenger RNA from Maniola jurtina (meadow brown), 3056 nucleotides. Its product is annotated as zinc finger protein 271-like. Gene Ontology annotation, molecular function: zinc ion binding. The record is from RefSeq and is a predicted model, not a curated record. Bases 180 to 2510 code for a protein of 776 amino acids. The transcript has 8 exons. Gene Ontology annotation, cellular component: nucleus. Lineage: Eukaryota; Metazoa; Arthropoda; Insecta; Lepidoptera; Nymphalidae.
GGUCUGUGGUAAUUACACACUCUUUGCUUCGUAUUUUUUAACACAGGCCAGGAAUAUUUUUUAAUAUACCUAAUUAUUGUAUUGUUUGCCCGUAAUAAUUAAUUCGUGCUGCUUUGCUUUUAUUGAUCCAGUAUUGGAUUCAGUGGUAUACGAUACUUAAAAAAUAAAAAUAAUUGAAAAUGCGUUGUUGUGUGCUUUUCUGCAAAAACACUUCCAUCAAUGUGUCCACAUCAGAGAAGGGGAUUAGUUUUCAUGGUCUCCCCAGUGAUGUGCGUCUGCGUGCUGCUUGGCUCAGAGCCCUCGGCAAACAACACAGUCAGCUACCAGACUCUGCUGUGGUCUGCUCCCAGCAUUUUCUUAAUGAUGAAAUUUAUGAAACCAAAAGUGGCUUAAGGCAGAUUGCUACUGGUGCUGUUCCUUCAACAGUGCAGGUUUGCAUGAUAUGCCUAGACACUGACAGCAAGCUGUAUCCAAUGAGUAAACACAAAUUGGAAGAGGCAUAUGAAAGGUUAACAGGAUAUCCAUUAUGUGAUCAGAGAAACCUAAAACAUACAGUUUGCGUAAAAUGUGCUCAAAGACUGAUAAACUUUAGUAGAUUCAGAGACAAGAGCUUGAGAGCCCGUGCACUGAUGAUGGACUUAGUUGAAAAACAUGAAUUUAUAACAAGGCGACAUAUAAAAGGGAUAAACCGCACAAAGAACCAACUAAGCUGUGAUUUUGUGGUAACAAAGCUAUUACCUGACCACUGUGACUUAUACGUACAAGACUCCUCAGAAGACAAAAAGACAGAAUCUGAGCCAAUCAAAUGUAAUGUUUUAGUGAAAGUUGAAGAAAGUUAUGACCCUAUGUCGAUUGAUGAAGAUAUUCAAGUGACAAAUGAAGACGAGAAUAAUGGGAACUAUAUAAGUGAUGAAUUUUUUGUAUCUAAGGAGGAAUUGUUAUCCGACAACGAGAUAGUGUUGGACAUAAAACAAGAGGAUGAAAUGCCAGAUCCGUUAAACUAUGAAAGUACUGCCUUCAAAUGUUGUCUCUGUUUUUCGGAGUUUGUCGGUGAACAUGCAUAUAUGCAACAUAUGCGCAUGCAUGACCAGAACAGUGACGGUUAUGCUGACUGUGGCACGUCUCAAGUAUGCAAGCCUCAUACAGCCGUGAGCUCCUCACACUCUCCACACCUCACUGAGAACAAGCAGACCAUUCCGCUGAGCCAGGCCCCGAGCCCGUCCACACACUCAUCUCAAACUGCAGUCGCUCCUCUGUACGCGAGACUUGCGACGAAUAACGGAAACAAAUUGCAAGCUGAAGACGCCGAUACAGUCCAGGAGAGUUUCCAAGCGAGUGAUUGUAAUCUAUUGAUCCCUAUACAAACUCAAACAGAUAAAAAAAUUGUAAAAAAAUGUAAUUUGUGCGUAUUCACAACCACUCGAAAAUCCUAUUUAACGAAACACAUUAAAGUUCACACUGAUAAUAAGCCCUUGUCUUGUAAGUUAUGCAAAUACAAAUGUUCAAUAAAAAGGUCAUUAGAAACACAUAUGAGAACUCAUACAGGUGAAAAACCGUUUAUGUGCGAUUCGUGCGAGUAUAAAACUGCUAGUAAAAUUCAUUUAAUACGUCACAUUAAGAUUCACUCUGGUAAAAAACCUCAUACUUGCAAGCUAUGCUCAUUUAGUUGUGUACAAUCAGGUCAGUUAUCAAGUCACAUGAGACGGCACACUGGUGAGAAACCCUUUGCAUGCGAGUUGUGCGAUUUCAAAACUUCUCAGAGAACUAAUUUAAGGAAACACAUGAGAAACCACUCUGGUGGCCUUCAAAAGCCUUUGCCAAACCUUACUUGCAAAUUCUGUCCGUACAGGUGUGCGCAAAAGGGCAAUUUAGUUAAUCACAUCAAGAGAACUCACACCGAUGAAAAACCUUUCAUCUGUGAGAUAUGUGACUACAAGUGUGCACUAAAAUGUGACUUAGUGCGACACAUGAAAACACACAUUCAUGAAAAAUAUAUCUCUUGCGAGUUAUGCGACUACAAAUGUGCAGAUCGUAGAUAUUUAGAGAACCACAUGAGAAAACACACAGGUGAGAAACCAUAUACAUGCAAGUUAUGCGUGUACAAAUGCUCACUAAUGGGUACGCUCAAAAACCACAUAAGAACUCACACUGGUGAAAAACCAUAUUCGUGCAAGAUAUGUGACUACAAAUGUUCACAGAGUGGUAACUUGACGAGCCACAUGAGAACUCACACCGGUGAAAAACCUUUUACUUGCGAGUUAUGCGACUAUAAAUGUACAUAUAAUUCUACUCUAGUGACCCACAUGAGAGUUCACACUGGUGAAAAACCUUUCACUUGCAAGUUAUGUGACUACAAAUGUGCGGUUAGAUCGACUCUAGUGAGCCACAUGAGGACUCACACGGGUGAAAAACGUUAUACUUGCAAGUUAUGUGACUUCAAAUGUGCACAUAAAUGUACUCUAGUGAGUCACAUUAAGAGAACUCACACUGAGAAAAAUCCUCCAUCAUAGAACUCACACUGAGAAAAUCCUUCCUCAUAGAACUCCACAGAAAAAUCCUUUUUCAUAGAACUCACACUGAGAAAAAUCCAUCUUCAUAGAACUCACACUGAGAAAAAUCCUCCAUCAUAGAACUCACACUGAGAAAAAUCCUCCAUCAUUGAACUCACACUGAGAAAAAUCCUCCAUCAUAGAACUCACACUGAGAAAAAUCCUUCGUCAUAGAACUCACACUGAGAAAAUCCUUCGUCAUAGAAAUCACACUGAGAAAAAUCCUCCGUCAUAUAACUCACACUGAGAAAAAUCCUUCGUGAUAGAACUCACACUGAGAAAAUCCUUCGUCAUAGAACUCACACUGAGAAAAACCCUCUGUCAUAUAACUCACACUAAGAAAAAUCCUCCGUCAUAUAACUCACACUGAGAAAACACGCCCACUUCUACAUAUUAUGUUGUAGCAUGCUACGAAAUCGAACGACCGUCGAUUUUUGAGCACGCUAAUUUAAUAAGCAUGCUUAUUUUUAGCAAAGCAUGUACACGUGUGCUACUAGGUGGCAUUUG